Messenger RNA from Dichotomopilus funicola, 225 nucleotides. RefSeq lists its product as uncharacterized. The transcript is spliced from 2 exons. The record is from RefSeq and is a predicted model, not a curated record. The coding region runs from base 1 to 225 and encodes 74 amino acids. NCBI's taxonomy places the organism in Eukaryota, Fungi, Ascomycota, Sordariomycetes, Sordariales, Chaetomiaceae.
AUGCCGACCACCAAUGAGCCCAAGCUGCAGCCGCCCAUGGAGGCCGCCAGCGCCGACCCCGCAUCGCGCCCAGCCGGCGAGAACGCCAUCGUCGCGACACAACCGAAAGCUGAGCCGCAGCCGAUGAUGGAGAACGACAUGGAGAUGACGCUUCGCGGCGGUGGUUGCACGCAUUACUGCGGCUUUUCGUGCUGUGAUGGGCGCUGCAACUUUAGGUUGUGUUAA